This is a messenger RNA of Penicillium hordei, 258 nucleotides long. RefSeq lists its product as uncharacterized. The transcript has a single exon. The record is from RefSeq and is a predicted model, not a curated record. NCBI's taxonomy places the organism in Eukaryota, Fungi, Ascomycota, Eurotiomycetes, Eurotiales, Aspergillaceae. The coding region runs from base 1 to 258 and encodes 85 amino acids.
AUGAUUCGAAUGCGCCUCGUCAUGAUUUUCCUUACCAUCAGCUGGCUGGCCCUCGCCAGUCUCAGUUCGGCCACUGUACACUUGGCGGUCGUCCUGCGAGCCCGUGCAAAAUCCGACCUCGUGACGCCGAGCGACUCCAUUUUGGACCUCACAUUUCAAAACCACAUGGACAACGUCGUCGACGGCAUGGUGAUUGCGGCCCUGGUUUCAGCCCUGUUUUCCAUCUUCGGGUUAAUCCUCGUGGUCUACCCGAAGUGA